CAGGAUGCGUACCAUGGUUGUGCGAGUCGUCGAAGAACAGCAUGGAACUUCUCUUCAUGUUCACUGGUUGGUUGUUUGCAAAGGACGGCACGAAGUCCACCUCUUUUUCUUGUCACUGCAAUGCGUUGGGAUUUGAGUUUGACUUCAGCAGAUCGGAGCAGCGAUUGCUGGCUGUGGCAAAUACGACUCUGCGCAAGGAAGAACUUGUAAGACAGAUUACUGCAGCUCUUGACACACUUGACAAACAGGAAUGCCUCAUGCUGAGGGGCAGGCUUGGUUUUGCUGACAGCUUCCUUCAUGGAAGAGUUGGGAAGCUGGUGCUGAAGAAGUUGAUUGACCAUGCGUAUGGAAAAAGUAGUCGCAUGGAUGGUGAACUCAAAACUGCUUUGUUGGCGAUGAGGACACGGCUACAGCAAGCGGGCCAUAAACUUGUCUCAGCAAAGCGUUUUUCUCAAUGGUUCAUUUACUCAGACGCGAGCUACGAGCCGACGGAUGGCACCGGUGGUUUGAGUGCUGUGCUGGUAAAUGCAGAAGCCCAGGCUGGAUCCAUUCCGGGGCAGCCGCUAUUCAGGCUUCAUCCGACCAUCGAAAUCAACGCUUGGGCUGCAGUCUUUGAUCGGCUUGGAUUCUCCCUCCGUGUCUUUGAGCGCUUCUCAGAGCUGAUGAAACGAUGGGAUCUCAACAAUUUCUCAGUGCACUUGUGGCAGUGCUCUGGGUAUAUGGUGCUAUUGGAUCUGGCUGAGGGGCCCAUUGCUGGACCAGGCCCUGCAGACUACAAGGUGUCAGAUGCUGAGACCAUCAACAGCAAGCUGCUUCUCCGCAGGAACAAGUCGCCUGUUCGCGUGAAGAUAGGUGAAGCGGAGCGACGUGAGCCAGUGAUUGACCUCCCACGGCCCAUCUAUGGUGGCGUGCGGGAACUGCCCCAGGCACCACGAGUGAUCUUCGAUCGCGCUCCCAAGGAGAGCCCGAGAUUGGAAGUGGCCGGGCGCUUCGCGUUUCACAGCAACGGUGACCUCUUCCUGAGGCCGCAAUCCCCUCGGAUCGUGUUCCCAACUGCGAAGGCGCAACGAGGUGAUGCCGAUCGCUGUCGAACCAGCCCACCCCUUCGCAACUGUCGAUGA
This is a messenger RNA of Cladocopium goreaui, 1121 nucleotides long. The record is from the annotation of a GenBank genome assembly. NCBI's taxonomy places the organism in Eukaryota, Dinophyceae, Suessiales, Symbiodiniaceae.